This is a messenger RNA of Sphaeramia orbicularis (orbiculate cardinalfish), 3441 nucleotides long. RefSeq names its product CCCTC-binding factor (zinc finger protein) (gene ctcf). Gene Ontology annotation, cellular component: nucleus. The record is from RefSeq and is a predicted model, not a curated record. The transcript has 17 exons. Gene Ontology annotation, biological process: regulation of gene expression. The coding region runs from base 155 to 2689 and encodes 844 amino acids. Lineage: Eukaryota; Metazoa; Chordata; Actinopteri; Kurtiformes; Apogonidae.
UUAAAACAAACUGCGAAGAAGCCCGCAUCUCUGAGCGGCCUGCCAAAGUUUGUAGCACACACUCUGUGCUUUCGGCCGAGUUAAACAAGAGGAAAAAGCACUAAAAAGAGGUUUAUAGAAUAAGGGAAAUCAGAAACUCCAGUUCUUACGCAGCAUGGACGGGGGGCCAGCAGAGGGUGUAGGGGUGGUGGAGGUCCCUGCCAAAGACUUCCCCUCCAUCCAGGCCGUCCACAGUCAGGAUACCAUGGUGGCUGACCUCCUCCAACAAGCUGCAGAGGCCGGAGGUGUGGUGGAGGGACAAGCUGGAGUCGUUCUGGAACAAGGUCAUGGACAAGGGAUGGUUGCAGCCACUCAGGCCCAGCAGCAGCUGAUGGAGGCAGGGGUGGGGGUUGGUGUUGAAGGUGGAGCUGGAGUUGAAAUGAUGGUUAUGGACUCUCUGGAUCCUACCCUGUUGCAGAUGAAGACUGAGGUGAUCGAUGCUGCAGUGGGGGGGUCUUCUGCGACGGUGGGUGUGGUUGGAGGUGUAGCCGGUGCUGCUCAUCAAGCAACUGUAACAACAGUGGAUCAGACUCAGAUCAUCACACUGCAGGUGGUCAACAUGGAGGAACAAGCUGCUCUGGGCCUCGGGGAGCUCCAGCUGGUCCAGGUACCAGUGUCUGCCACUACCGUGGAAGCCCUGCAGCAAGGCACAUUUGUAGACACCACUGCCAUGCCCAAGGAUGGAGACCCGGUCAUCUGCCACACUCUGCCUCUGCCUGAGGGCUUUCAGGUUGUGAAGGUUGGUGCCAAUGGGGAGGUGGAGACAGUGGAGCAGGAGGAGGAGGGAGGUGAAGCCCACCCUGAAGAGGAGGUGGAGGAUAAUCAGCUGCUCGUUGAAGGGGAGGACGAACCCAUUCAGCCCCCGAACGAUGAUCCAACCUGGGCUAAAGAUCCAGACUAUCAGCCCCCGUCUGGAGCCAUUAAGAAGAUCAAAAAGGGUAAAAAGAGUCGUCUACGCUAUGCCGAGGGAGAUAAAGACAUGGACGUCAGUGUGUAUGACUUCGAAGAAGAGCAGCAAGAGGGACUUCUGUCUGAGGUCAACGCUGAGAAAGUGGUGGGCAACAUGAAACCACCCAAACCCACCAAAAUCAAGAAGAAAGGAGUGAAGAAGACGUUUCAGUGUGAACUCUGCAGCUACACCUGUCCUCGCCGUUCCAACCUGGACAGACACAUGAAGAGUCACACCGACGAGAGGCCGCACAAGUGUCAUCUAUGUGGAAGAGCCUUCAGGACAGUGACACUGCUGAGGAACCAUCUCAACACACACACCGGAACUCGGCCUCAUAAGUGCACCGACUGUGACAUGGCCUUCGUAACUAGUGGAGAGUUGGUUCGUCAUCGUCGCUAUAAGCACACACAUGAGAAGCCCUUUAAAUGCUCCAUGUGUGACUACGCCAGCGUGGAGGUGAGUAAACUGAAGCGCCACAUUCGUUCCCACACCGGAGAGCGUCCAUUCCAGUGCAGUCUGUGCAGCUACGCCAGCAGAGACACAUACAAGCUGAAGAGACACAUGAGGACACACUCAGGCGAGAAACCAUACGAGUGUUACAUCUGUCAUGCUCGCUUCACCCAGAGUGGAACCAUGAAGAUGCAUAUCCUGCAGAAACACACAGAGAAUGUGGCCAAAUUCCACUGUCCACACUGUGACACCGUGAUCGCACGCAAGAGCGACUUGGGCGUCCACCUCCGUAAGCAGCACUCGUUCAUCGAGACCGGGAAGAAGUGUCGUUACUGUGACGCCGUUUUCCAUGAGCGCUACGCUCUGAUCCAGCACCAGAAGUCUCACAAAAAUGAGAAGAGGUUCAAAUGUGACAUGUGUGACUACUGCUGCCGCCAGGAGCGUCAUAUGGUGAUGCAUCGUCGAACCCACACUGGAGAGAAACCAUAUGCCUGCAGCCAAUGUGAAAAAACCUUCAGACAGAAACAGCUGCUGGACAUGCAUUUCAAACGAUACCACGACCCCAACUUUGUCCCCACCGCCUUCGUCUGCCCCAAGUGUAGCAAGACCUUCACUCGCCGGAACACCAUGGCCCGUCACGCUGAAAACUGCAGCGGUGAAGUGGAGGAAACCGAGAACGGAGCUACAACCCCAAAGAAAGGAAAGAGAGGAAGAAAGAGGAAGAUGAGGAGCAGGAAGGACGAGGACGACAGCGAGGAGGAUCAGGUAGAACAGGAGGAUGAGGAGGAGGAAGACGAGGGUGAGGUCGACGAAGAGGCCGCGCUUCUACAGGAAGACGACGAGGCUGAGAGCAUAGAGCUGGACCAAGCCCCCGCCACCGUACCGGUACCAGCCCCCGAGGAGCCGCCGGUCAAAAGGAAACGAGGACGACCCCCGAAGAACGCUCCCAAGACUCCUCCCACGCCCAGCAAGACGGUCCGAGUGUCGGCCAAGACCAGCGCCUCCGCUGCUGCCAUCAUCCAGGUGGAGGAUGAGAGCACCGGAGCAGUGGAGAACAUCAUAGUGAAGAAGGAGGAUGGUGACGUCUCAGCCGCCACGCCUCUGGAGCAAGGCGUGGCGCUGACAGUAGAGGGGGUGGGGCUAGACGGGGAGGGGGUGGAGACUGUGGAGCUUGCUGUGAAUGAAGAAUCCGCGGCAGCCGCCAACGGAGACCUGACACCAGAAAUGAUCCUCAGCAUGAUGGACCGGUGAACGCCACACACGACCACACAUGUAGCCGGACGGAGACCCGCCAUCGCACAUUAACAGCUCCUCCUUCUCCUCCGCCUUCAGCUUGUCUUUGCGUUUUCUCUCGUUUUCGAUCAGCAGCCACUUGGCCUCCGGUGGAGCCAGCUCAAAAAAAAAAAUGGCUGCAGCAAAAAGCAGAUGACAUGAAGCGAAGCCGCAUGUGAAAAUCAGCCCAGUCACGUCACGUCACGUACAUGUACUGUCGAACCUGCAUUCAGAUGGAUGUAGGCCACGCCCACAUACCUGAGUCGUCUCCUCCCCCUCAUAUCUAGAUAUUGUUCAAGCUAACAUAUUGUUACUGUUCAAGAUACGGUUCUGUGCUCUUUUUUUUUUUUUUUUUCUUUUUUUUUUUUUUCUUUUUUUUCUCCAGUUUCAAUGUCUCUUGAAUGAAUCAUGUGUUUUUUGCUCUUGUUUCUACCUGAAGCCACAUCCUGUCACCUUUCACGCUCUCAGCCCAAACCGACUCUGCAACAUGGAGAUGUUAUUUUAUCCACUCCCCCCGCCCACUUUCAGACUCCACCCCUUUAUACGUGUAUAUAGACAUAAAUGUAGUUUUCCUAACGGAGACCUAAUACGGUACUUUAGUUUGCCUUGAAGAUACAUCCAAUCCAUCAUUUGAUCUGUACAUAAAUAUAUUUUUUUGCGCCCGUUUAGAACACGCUAAAACUGUUUCCAUAUAGCUCAUGUACAUCCGUCAACAAAUAAAAGGACGAAAU